Molecule: messenger RNA, 1553 nt
Organism: Hydractinia symbiolongicarpus
Lineage: Eukaryota; Metazoa; Cnidaria; Hydrozoa; Anthoathecata; Hydractiniidae
Exons: 1
Coding region: 8-1417 (469 amino acids)
Source: RefSeq, a predicted model, not a curated record
UCAAGUAAUGAAAGUUAUUGAAAGAGUGAUGGAUAAGUUACUUAGAGAAAGAAUUGAUAUAGAUAAGAUGCAAUUUGGUUUUGUUCCAGGGCGUGGCACUACAGAUGCAAUAUUUUUACUCAGACAGCUUCAGGAAAAGUAUUUAGGAAAGAGAAAGAAUCUCUAUUUUGCCUUUGUAGAUUUAGAGAAAGCUUUUGAUAGAGUGCCACGUAAAGUUAUUUGGUGGGCUAUGAGAAAAUUAGGUGUGGAUGAGUGGCUAGUUACGAUGGUACAGUCUAUGUACAGCAAUGCUAGAAGUCGUGUCAGGAUUAACGAUUCACUUAGUGAUGAAUUUAGUGUAAAUGUUGGUGUACAUCAGGGUUCUGUACUUAGUCCUUUGUUGUUUAUUCUAGUCUUAGAAGCGCUGUCGAUGGAGUUCAGAACAGGUUGUCCAUGGGAGUUAUUGUAUGCAGAUGAUUUGGUUCUCAUAGCAGAGUCGAUGGAAGAAUUAGUUGAAAAGUUUGAGAAGUGGAGGAAAGGACUGGAAGAGAAAGGGCUGAAGGUAAACACAGCAAAGUCUAAAGUCAUGAUAAGUAGCAUUGCAGCCAAGUGUGACCUUGUAGUUGGAAAGUGGCCUUGUGGAGUUUGCAGGAAAGGGGUUGGUAGUAACUCAAUUUUUUGUCAGACUUGCAAGCAUUGGGUACAUAAGAAGUGCAGUAGUAUUAGUGGAAGGUUAAGAGCUGACAUACAGUUUGUAUGCAAGCGUUGCAAAGGUGAGAUUAUAGAGAAUGAAGUAUUUCCAGCUUUAAUGAUGUACAACAGUGGCUCGUUAGAGAUAGUUAAGAACUUCUGUUACUUAGGUGAUAUGUUGGGCAGUGAAGGGGGUGUUGGAAGGAGUGUUACUUGCAGGAUAGGUUCUGCUUGGAAAAAGUUUAGAGAGUUACUUCCUUUAUUGACUAGUAGAGUCCUGUCAAUUGAGGUAAAAGGUAGGUUGUAUGAGGCCUGUGUAAGAAGUGUUAUGUUGUACGGUAGUGAGACAUGGGCAGUGAAGCAGGAAGAUCUUGACCGUUUAGAAAGGAAUGAUAUGAGAAUGGUUAGGUGGAUGUGUAAUGCCAGUCUGAGAGACAAAAAGAGUUCAGAUGAGCUAAGAAGCAGGCUAAGUAUCCGUAGAAUUAAAGAUGUUAUCCAGGUAAGAAGAUUGAAUUGGCUGGGGUACUUGGAAAGAAUGGAGGAGGAUAAUUGGGUAAGAAAGUGUAGAGACUUGAUAGUUCCUGGGGCAAAGCCCAGAGGCAGACCGAGAAAGACUUGGCAUGAGGUUAUAAGGACAGACUUGAUAGAGAGGAAGUUGAGUUUAGAUCUAACACAGUCUAGAUCAGAUUGGAAGAGGGUCAUUAAUAUACCCCGUCCAACCCAUGCUAGCAUGGAAAACGGACGUUAAGCUGAGAAUGAUGAUGAUGAUGAUGAUAACCAUUCAUGCGAGUUUUGCGUCCGCGGUAGAUUACAUUCAGACUGUACUGUAGGCUUUACAUUGGGAAAACAAAAAUAAUUUUUUUCAAUCAGAAGUUGAAUAUUUG